Messenger RNA from Hepatospora eriocheir, 909 nucleotides. The record is from the annotation of a GenBank genome assembly. NCBI's taxonomy places the organism in Eukaryota, Fungi, Microsporidia, Hepatosporidae.
AUGAAUUUAGAAUGUAUUAAAGAUGAUCCAUCAACAAUAACAUUAAAUGAUUGUUUAGCAUGUACUGGUUGUAUAGAAAAUGAUGAAUUAGAAAGAUUUAAAUCAGAUAUAAACAGUUUAAAUAGAAAAGAUCGUUAUUCUUUCAUAAUAUCACCAUAUUCUAAAAUCUCUAUUUAUAAUCAACUUACACAAAAAAUAAAAAAAAUAACUAAUUUUAAAGAAUUUGAGAUUUAUCUAAUUAACUUUAUAAAAAUAUUCUUUAAUACAGAUAAAAUCAUAGAUUAUUCUUAUUUUUAUAAACCAGAAGAUAAUAAUAUUUCAUCAGAAUGUCCAGCCGUGGUUCUGUAUAUAGAAAGACAAUACCCAAAAGUAUUAAAAUAUCUUAAUACAAACAAAACAUAUCAACAAAUGGCAGCAGAUUUUUUAAUGAAAGUGAACGAUCAAAACACAAAAGUAGUUUCAAUAAUACAAUGUUAUGAUAAAAAGGAUGAAUUUUACAGAGAUAAUACAAAAAUUGAUUUAUUAGUUGGAACUAAUGAAUUUUAUACUAAAAUUGAAAAAGAAUUGAUAGAUUUUAUAAAUACACGUAAUUUAAACAAUCUGAGUAUAAAAAAUGAAGAAAAAUCAUAUAAUUACAGUGGGAAUAAAGAAAUGAUCAGUGGGAAAGUAAAUGUAUUAAAUUUUUUAAUAAAUCAAAAUAAAAACAUAACUCAAAAUAAAUUAAAUACCUAUUAUAGACUAAGAAUUUGUGAAAAUGGAUGUAUAAAUGGUCCUUUACAAUUAAAAGAAAACAAAGUGGAUGAAUAUAAAAUAAGAGAAGAACUAACAUCAGUUGAGAAAAUCAAUUUUACAUUUAACAAACGUAUUUUUAAAAAAGUAAAGAAAAGAGAUUUCAAUAUAAAAUGGUGA